Messenger RNA from Acanthochromis polyacanthus (spiny chromis), 4227 nucleotides. Its product is annotated as NACHT, LRR and PYD domains-containing protein 3-like. The transcript has 8 exons. Lineage: Eukaryota; Metazoa; Chordata; Actinopteri; Pomacentridae. The coding region runs from base 100 to 2607 and encodes 835 amino acids. The record is from RefSeq and is a predicted model, not a curated record. Gene Ontology annotation, molecular function: protein binding.
CUGACAACAGUGACGUUACGGCCGUUCCUGUUCCUCAAAUUAGUUCUGCUUUUACCGUCUUCAUGUUGCAGCUUCUUUUCUCCGUCUGAAGAGUGAAAGAUGAUGACGCCAAAAGAAAUCCUUCUGAGGACUUUGGAAGAGUUGGGAAAAGAGGAGUUUGAAAAAUUCAAAUGGUUCUUGAACCAGGAAGGGGUCCUAGAAGACUUCAAAUCAAUCCCAAAGUCUCGAUUGGAGGAGGCAAACAGGGUCAACACUGUAGAUCAAAUGGUCCAGAUCUAUGGAACUACAAAUGCCAUUAAAGUCACUGAGAAGGUUUUAAUGAAGAUGAAUAAAAUUGAACUGGUGAGGAAAAUCUCAGGAACCAUCAAAACACCUAAAGAGAUUCUGUCCGGGUGUCAAGACAAACUAAAGUCUAACCUAAAGAAGAGGUUCCAGUGUGUGUCUGAGGGUAUUGCUAAAGCAGGACAGAAAACCCUUCUGAAUGAGAUCUACACAGAGCUGUACAUCACAGAGGGAGGGACUGCAGAGGUCAAUGAUGAACAUGAGGUCAGACAGAUUGAAGCAGCAUCCAGGAAACCAAACAGAGCAGAAACAACCAUCAGACCAGAAGACAUCUUUAAAGACCCAUCUGGAGAAGACAAACCAAUCAGAACAGUGAUGACACUGGGAGUGGCUGGCAUCGGGAAAACAGUGUUAACACAGAAGUUGACUCUGGACUGGGCUGAAGACAAAAGCAACCAGGAUAUCCACUUCAUGUUUCCAUUCACGUUCAGAGAACUGAAUUUACUGACAAAGAGAAAGUUCAGCUUGGUGGAGCUUGUUCAUCACUGUUUCACUGAAACCAAAGCAGCAGGAAUCUGCAGCUUUGAAGACUUCCAGGUUGUGUUCAUCUUUGACGGUCUGGAUGAGUGUCGCCUUCCCCUGGACUUCAAAAACAAUGAGAUCCUGACUGAUGUUACAGAGUCCACCUCAGUGGAUGUGCUGCUGACAAACCUGAUCAGGGGGAAGCUGCUUCCCUCUGCUCGCCUCUGGAUAACCACACGACCUGCAGCAGCCAAUCAGAUCCCUGCUGACUGUGUGGACAUGGUGACGGAGGUCAGAGGGUUCACCGACCCACAGACGGAGGAGUACUUCAGGAAGAGAUUCAAAGACGAGGAGCAGGCCAGCAGCAUCAUCUCCCACAUGAAGACAUCACGAAUCCUCCACAUCAUGUGCCACAUCCCAGUGUUCUGCUGGAUCACUGCUACAGUUCUGGAGAAGCUGCUGAGAUCCAGAGAGGGAGGAGAUCUGCCCAGAACCCUGACUGAGAUGUUCAUCCACCACCUGGUAGUUCAGACCAAAGUCAAGAAGGACAAGUAUGACAGAGGAGCUGAGACAGAUCUAGACACCAGGAGGAUGAUUGAGUCUCUGGGAAAACUGGCUUUUGAGCAGCUGCAGAAAGGAAAACUGAUCUUCUAUGAGUCCGACCUGACAGAGUGUGGCAUCGAUAUGGAAGCAGCCUCAGUGUACUCAGGAGUGUUCACACAGAUCUUUAAAGAGGAGAGUGGACUGUACCAGGACAAGGUGUUCUGCUUCGUACAUCUGAGCAUUCAGGAGUUUCUGGCUGCAGUCUACAUGUUCCACUGUUACACCAACAGGAACCAGAAGGUUCUGGAGGACUUCCUGGGAAAAGACUGGAAAUACUAUAACAAUGACACUCUGGAUGUGUUCAUGUACAGAGUCAUGGAGAAAUCCCUCAGCAGUAAAAAUGGUCACCUAGACCUGUUUGUUCGCUUCCUUCAUGGCCUCUGUCUGGAGUCCAACCAGAGACUGUUAGGAAAUCUGCUGGGUUGGACAGAGAACCGUCCAGAAAUGAUCCAGAGAGUCACCAGCAACCUGAAAACGAUGAACAGUGAUAAAAUAUUGUGGAACUGCAAGUUGUCAGAGAUCAGCUGUGAUUCUCUGGUCUCAGCUCUGAAGUCCAACCCCUCCCAUCUGGAACAUCUGAACCUGAGUGGAAACAACCUGCAGGAUUCAGGAGUGAAACAUCUGUGUGGUUUUCUGGAGAGUCCAGACUGCAUCCUGAAGACUCUGGGAUUGGAUGGCUGCAGUUUGUCAGAGAUCAGCUGUGAUUCUCUGGUCUCAGCUCUGAAGUCCAACCCCUCCCAUCUGGAACAUCUGAACCUGAAUGGAAACAAUCUGCAUGAUUCAGGAGUGAAACAUCUGUGUGGUUUUCUGGAGAGUCCAGACUGCAUCCUGAAGGAUCUGGGAUUGGAGGGCUGCAGUUUGUCAGAGAUCAGCUGUGAUUCUCUGGUCUCAGCUCUGAAGUCCAACCCCUCCCAUCUGGAACAUCUGCACCUGAGCUACAACAAUCUGCAUGAUUCAGGAGUGAAACAUCUGUGUGGUUUUCUGGAGAGUCCAGACUGCAUCCUGAAGACUCUGGAAUUGGAGUACUGCAGGUUGACAGAGAUCAGCUGUGAUUCUCUGGUCUCAGCUCUGAAGUCCAACCCCUGCCAUCUGGAACAUCUGGACCUGAGAGGAAACAACCUGCAGUAUUCAUCAGUGAAACAUCUGUUUGAUCUUAAGGAGAAUCCAGACUGCAGCCUGAAGACUCUGAGAUGGGAGUGAUGCUGAUCAGGACGGUGUUUGUGGUGAGAGGAUGAAGUGUGUCCUGAUGAUCCAGAGGUUGAAGCAGCAGCAGCUGGUGUGUAGAGACUCUGACUGGACCAUGUUACUGGGAGGUGGACUGGGAACCAGUGUAAAGUGUUGUUAUCACUGUGUAGUUUAGUGUUGCAGCUCCACACUGUGAAUGAUGGAGAACUGCAGUUAAUGUUGACAUGAAACGUUGGAGGUUGAUGUCAGGUUGCAGAGUGUGCAGUAAGUUUCAGGAUGUUUGUGUCAGUGCAGGAUUAUAUUUCAGUUGACUUUCUAUUUCCAGCUGCAGUCAAAGUUGUUGAGCUUCUCUACCUGCAACACACUGAGCUGAUGAGAACAAAGUGUCCUGGAAACAUGUCAGCUGAAGCCUUGGAGCCCAGAGAGAGUUUAAUGAAGCACAUUUUAGUGGGUUUUGAUCACAUCAUGUUGAGGAGACAAACAGCUCUGAAGAUGAAUCCAGUUUAGUCCUCAAAGGUCCAGAAGCAGCUUGUUGAGCUCAGAGUUCAUAUUUAAUGUCAACAUCCUUUGACCUUUCUGAGCUCCAGUAAAUGUUUCUUCUAGUUUCUCUCUUCUUCACCUUCACUCGGUUCCUCAUGUUCAGAAGCUUCCAGAUCACUGAUAUUCUUUGUUUUCUGAGCUGCUGCUUUCUUUAAAUCCCUCCAAAGAUUUUAACUGGGAUUAAAUCCAGGACUGAAACGAACCUCCAGGACUUUCCAGGAAGGAUUCCUGAAGCAGGCUUUGGUGGACGUUUGCUUUGGAUGCUGGUCCUGCUGAAAGUCCAGUGAGCUUCAGUUUCCUCACAUUGUUCUUGUAACUGUCCUGGUGUUUGAGAGAAUCCAUGCUGCUGCUCACAUGCUCCAGUUUAGCAGCUUCAAAGCCACCAACAGGACUGUUGAUGCUGUUCUUCUGGUCCUUCUGCCUCCAGACGUUCUGCCCAAACAGUCCACUUUAGUCUCAUCAGUCCAUCAGACUCCCACAACUCUGCUUUGUUCCAACAUGAAGAUCUUGUUGCUCAGUGUUGUCAGACUUUAGUUUCUGCCUUCAUCAGGUCGUGCAGCUCUUGACCAAUAAAACAGGUUUUCUACCAGCUGCUGCUGUCAAACAUCUGCUUCCUCUUGGACAGAUUUUGUCCAGUCUGAUUUAUUGACUCAGUUCAUCCACAUGAGAUUUCUCCUGCUCCAUUCUUCAAAUGAGCCAGAAAAUCUUCAAGUCUUCAUCAACACUCAGUCUCCUGGUGAACUCCAAGUAUUUUCUAUCCUCAGACUUAAUAAAGAACAAAACACCAAAGUCAGAGUCCAAGUCAGUCAGAGUCAGAUGAAGUCUGAGAUUUACUGUCAUUUCAGCUCCAUGCAGCAAACAGAGGCUGGUUCAUGAACACAGACUCUGAUUCUGAGCUGAAAAUCCACUUUUUUACCCUCUGACUGAUAUCUGUCCACUUGGAGCCUCAGUUCCAGGUUUUCAGUCCUUCAUCUGUUUCUGGGGAUGUUCCAGCGUUAUCUUUUAGUUUAUCAUGACCUCAUCUUUGGUAAUGAUUCAGUCUAACAUUUUUACAAUCAUAAUCAUGAAACAUAAUCCUAAUCAUCUUGUAAAUAA